Tachysurus vachellii is the source of this 4275-nucleotide messenger RNA. Its product is annotated as dynamin-3-like. The transcript is spliced from 21 exons. The coding region runs from base 317 to 2815 and encodes 832 amino acids. NCBI's taxonomy places the organism in Eukaryota, Metazoa, Chordata, Actinopteri, Siluriformes, Bagridae. Gene Ontology annotation, molecular function: microtubule binding; GTP binding; GTPase activity. Gene Ontology annotation, cellular component: cytoplasm; microtubule; membrane. The record is from RefSeq and is a predicted model, not a curated record.
GACGUGAUGUCCCUCUGACGCGCAGAUGCGCCCGCGGUUUAACCCGUUACAGACAAACCCUGGUAUAGGCCUUGAGAAAAUAACCCAGUAGCUGUACAUCAGUCUGUAAGCAGGAUCAGUCAUUUUGAAUUUAAGGUCUGCGGUGUUGUUUGGAAGCUGGAAUAACGCGGAAUCGACGCUUAUUGGCCUCUUGAUGCGCAAAGGUCAGCAUCAGCAUCCUCACUAGCUCUCCAUCCCCAAACUCUCUCUCUCUUUCUCUCUCUCUCUCUCUCUCUCUCUCUCUCUCUCUCUCUCUCUCUCUCUCUCUCUCUCCGCCAUGGGGAACCGAGGCAUGGAGGACCUGAUCCCGCUGGUGAACAGCUUGCAGGACGCCUUCAGCACCAUCGGACAAAGCUGUAAUCUCGACCUGCCGCAGAUAGCCGUGGUGGGAGGUCAGAGCGCCGGAAAGAGCUCCGUGCUGGAGAACUUCGUAGGAAAGGAUUUUCUUCCCCGAGGCUCUGGCAUCGUCACCCGAAGGCCUCUGGUGCUGCAACUCAUGAACUCUAACACAGAGUGGGCUGAGUUUCUUCACUGCAAAGGAAAGAAGUUCACAGAUUUCGAUGAAGUUCGUCAAGAGAUCGAGGCAGAGACAGACCGCGUCACAGGAGCCAAUAAGGGCAUCUCACCAGUUCCUAUCAACCUGAGGGUGUUUUCACCACAUGUGUUGAACCUGACUCUGAUCGAUCUGCCGGGGAUCACCAAGGUGCCCGUAGGAGACCAGCCAGCAGACAUCGAGCAGCAGAUCCGCGACAUGAUCAUGCAAUUCAUCAGCCGAGAGAGCUGCCUCAUCCUCGCUGUCACACCAGCCAACACCGACCUGGCCAAUUCUGACGCGCUCAAACUGGCUAAAGAGGUGGAUCCUCAGGGUCAGAGGACCAUCGGCGUGAUCACUAAACUGGACCUGAUGGAUGAAGGCACUGAUGCUCGAGAUGUUUUGGAGAACAAGCUGCUUCCUCUGCGGCGAGGUUAUAUUGGGGUAGUAAACCGCAGUCAGAAGGACAUUGAAGGAAAGAAGGACAUAAAAGCGGCUCUGGCUGCAGAGAGGAAGUUCUUCCUGUCUCAUCCUUCAUACAGACACCUGGCUGACAGCAUGGGUACACCUCAUCUGCAGAAAGUCCUCAACCAGCAACUGACCAAUCACAUUCGAGACACGCUGCCUGCUUUUCGGAGUAAACUUCAGUCUCAGCUUCUCUCUCUGGACAAAGAAGCAGAGGAAUAUCGUCAUUUCAGACCUGACGAUCCGUCACGCAAGACUAAAGCCCUGCUGCAAAUGGUGCAGCAGUUUGCAGUGGACUUCGAGAAGCGGAUCGAGGGAUCAGGCGAUCAGGUGGAGACUGUUGAGCUGUCGGGAGGAGCCAAGAUCAACCGCAUCUUUCAUGAACGCUUCCCAUUUGAACUGGUCAAGAUGGAGUGUGAUGACAAGGAGAUGCGCCGGGAGAUCAGCUACGCUAUCAAAAACAUCCAUGGCAUCAGGACGGGCCUGUUCACUCCAGACAUGGCGUUUGAGGCGAUAGUAAAGAAACAGAUCGUGAAGCUGAAGGAACCCUGCAUUAAAUGUAUCGACCUGGUCAUUCAAGAGCUCAUCAACACAGUGCGUCAGUGUGCUAAUAAGUUGGGAACGUUCCCCAUGCUGAGGGAGGAGACAGAGCGGAUUGUCACUUCACACAUUCGUGAACGUGAGAGUCGGGCCAAAGAGCAGAUUCUGUUGCUCAUUGAGGUACAGCUUGCAUACAUCAACACCAACCAUGAGGAUUUCAUUGGAUUUGCCAAUGCACAACAGCGGAGCAGCCAAGCGAACAAGACAAGUUCUGCUGGAAACCAGGUCAUUCGCAAAGGAUGGUUGACCAUCAACAACAUCAGCAUCAUGAAAGGAGGAGCUAAGGAGUACUGGUUCGUGCUGACGGCAGAGAGCUUGUCCUGGUUCAAGGAUGAUGAGGAGAAAGAGAAAAAGUACAUGCUGCCUCUGGACAACCUGAAGGUCAGGGAUGUGGAAAAGGGCUUCAUGUCCAGCAAGCACAUGUUUGCCAUCUUCAAUACAGAACAACGAAAUGUCUUCAAGGACAAUCGCUUCCUAGAGCUGGCUUGCAACACGCAGGAAGAGGUGGACAGCUGGAGAGCGUCCCUGCUCCGUGCUGGUGUUUACCCCGAGAAAUCUUCGGUGGAUAGUGAGAGCUCUGGUACCACAGAGAACUUCUCCAUGGAUCCUCAGCUGGAGAGGAAGGUGGAGACUAUCCGGAACCUGGUGGACUCCUACAUGGCCAUCGUCAACAAGUGCAUCCGGGACCUCAUGCCCAAGACCAUCAUGCACCUUAUGAUCAAUAAUGUGAAAGAGUUCAUCAAUGCAGAGCUGCUGGCUCAGCUGUACUCAGCUGGGGACCAGAACACGCUGAUGGAUGAGUCUCAGGAGCAGGUGCAACGUAGGGAUGAGGUGUUGCGGACCCACCACGCGCUGAAGGAGGCAUUAGCCAUCAUCGGAGACAUCUCCACCAGCACCAUCACCACUCCUCUGCCUCCUCCUGUGGACAGCUCCUGGCUUCAGCCUGGUUCUGGAGGCUCCCGCAGAUCUCCUCCUCCAAGCCCCACUGCCCCACGCAGGAUGUCGGCAGGUCAGAGGCCAGCAGGCCGGGGGGCUCCGCCUCCUCCGUCACGCCCAGGGCCUCUUGGUCCCUUCAACAACAGUGGGGAUAGUCCACAGGUUCCCAACCGCCCAAACCGUGCUCCUCCCAGCAUUCCCAGCCGCCGACCCCCACCUUCCCCUACCAGGCAAGUCCCGUAAAGGAGCCCAGCGGGAUUCCUUUCUCCUGGACCAAGCACUCAUACGCUCCUCAGAUCUUAUGUCACACAACCCUCUGAUCCCUGAGCUUCAGCUCCUGCAUGUCCCAGUCUUUAUCUUCAUUGCUUCCAGAUCAUUCCUAGACUCUUGUGUGUGCACAUUAACCCCUGCAGUGCUAGUGUCCAUGUUUAAGCCAUGCUUGUUUCGUGCCGUGUCUCUGUGCCUGCGAUCUGGAUUGGCCAAGCAGGACUCAGAGCGAGUCCUACCCACAAUCCCUAAUGCACACAUGCUCUCUCACUUCAUCUGUGAAAUCCAUAGUAACCAUGCCACACUUGCUGAUCUCGGAUCAGAGCAGGGAGGCUCCUCGUAGUGCAUGUUUUGUUUUUAAGAGUAUAUUUUUAUUUGUGUGUGUGUGUGUGUGUGUGUGUGUGUGCGUUUGCGCUCAGGUGUGUGCGGGUCGUGCUACCUUGCUACGUGAAUAAUAUUUUUAGCGAGAGUGCGUGUGUAUAUUUGUGUAUGUGUGUGUUUACAUCAGUCUCCCCUGAAACAAAAGCCAAUAUGUAAAAUAGUGUGUGUGUGUGUGUGUGAGAGUGUGUGUGUGUGUGUGUGUGUAUCCGAGUUGGAGUUAAGACUAGUCUUUUUAACACACAGAACAGAUGUUCUGAACUGACAAGUUGACUCAAAAUAUACAUUACUUUGACUAAAAUAAUAAAAGAAAUAAAACGGCCAGCAAGCUCUAGGUCUGAUGAUAACUAUCUCAUUGCUAAAGAGUUAAGACUGUUGAUUAAAAUGUUACUGAUAUACAAUUUCUGCAGUACUUCCUGUGAGCUCUUUAAAAAAAAUAAAAAUAAAAGGUCAGAUAUUUUAAUAAAAUGAGUAGCUUGCUGUAAUUCUGAAUCUUGCAGUUGUUAAGGAUUGUACAUGGAUACAUGAGUGACAAGUUAAAGAAAAAAAAAUUAACAAAUGACGAGUGCAGAAGCUUUCAGCUGUUAAGUAUCAUGGUACACUUACCUUUCUGCCAUUCUCUGUGGUACAGUAUGUAUAAAAAACCCAGGAUGAAGUGGAAUGUUAAAUCAAGGGUAAAUGUCAAUGUGAAGGCGUAGAGUUGCUGUAUGGACCGAUCCACAGGGCUCACUGAAUGAUUCAUGAGGAAGAAAACUAUGUCCAUCAUAUGUUGAGCUUUACAGUAACUGCAUCAUACGGUGGCCGGGAAGUGCAAAACAAAUUAACAAAACCCAAACCAAAUUAACAAAACCCAAAACACAUUAACAAAACCCAAACCAAAUUAACAAAACCCAAACCAAAUUAACAAAACCCAAAACACAUUAACAAAACCCAAAACACAUUAACAAAACCCAAACCAAAUUAUCAAAACCCAAACCAAAUUAACAAAACCCAAAACACAUUAACAAAACCCAAAACACAUUAACAAAACCCAAAACACAUUAAUAAAACCCAAACCA